Molecule: messenger RNA, 951 nt
Organism: Alternaria alternata
Lineage: Eukaryota; Fungi; Ascomycota; Dothideomycetes; Pleosporales; Pleosporaceae
Exons: 2
Coding region: 1-951 (316 amino acids)
Cellular component (GO): nucleus
Source: RefSeq, a predicted model, not a curated record
AUGUCCGUAUUCACGCCAGGAAAGCUGGAAUCACUGCGUAACGUCCUUUCCAAAAGCCCAGACCGAGAUGUCCUUCACAAAUACCUCCAAAGGUCCAAUACCGGCCUCCUUCGGGACGCCGUUCUGGUUACCCUCCACCGAAAAUGGUCCGCAACCCCACCGCACCGCCUCACUGAGCUUGGAAUCACCACCUACGAUAGAGCCAACACCAACCAGGGGCAACCCAUAGCUGGCCCACAUGCCGAAGAUCUACUCCGCCAAGUAUGGUCUCUUCACCUUGUCAUCCGCUCCACUGCGCACCUCGACUCUACACCCACUGGUCUAGACCCUUUCCACUUCGGUACGACAGUUUAUGUGUCCCACGAAGAAGCUCUCAACCUCCUCCAACAGAUCUGGCAUCAGCCCAUGAAUGAGAAGAAAGCAGCAUCCGGCUUCCGACCGAUCGUGUACAUGUCCUUCGGCGCCAAUGACAGUAUAAGCAAGAUGCGAAAGACAGCUUUUGACUUCGAUCCUUCUAGUAUAGUUACUACGAUAGCAACUCUAGACGCGCAAGUUAUACCUCAGCAAGCAAAGAUAACGCGCCACGCAGAUGCAUCGUUCACGUACCUCCUCCAGCAGUUCAAGAUUCCUGUCCACCACCCUCAGAAUAGUGGCAAUGCUGCCAUGUACGCUACCAUUAUCGCCACCCUUUCAGCCAUUCGUUUCGAAAUAUACUCAUGCCCGUCGAGUUGCAAGUCGGCAGAGUCUGUGGUGCAGGGUUUGAUGAAUUGGCCGACGCCAGCGCCGCCGAUUGGGGUGAGAGUAUAUUGUUGGAGAUGUGGAAUUGAGUCGCAUGACUUUGUCGAUUGUCUGGAUGUGGAUCUGAGAUGUAGUAAGUGUGAAGGUGUGACGCAGCCAUGGAGGAGGGAUAAUGCUGGAACACAUGUUGAGGGAUCCUGCACGUUUCGGUGA